CACACAAACUAAACUCGUUUAUUUAUCUAUUCACAUAUCUCAUCAAAUCAAACCAAUAAAAAAAUAGAAGAAAGAGUGAAGAAGAGAGAAAGAGAGAAAUCAAAGAUGGGAUCCCUAGGAGAACUUGUAGAAGACUGUUUUGGAGUUGUGCGGUUAUACAGUGAUGGAUCAGUCUAUAGGGCAAAUGAGUGUGAUAUUGAUUUUGGGCAUUAUAAUUAUAACAUGAAUACAGAAGAAAUGGUUGAAAAAGGAUGUUUAGUUGAAUGGGAAGAUUGUAUAUUUGAUGAGCAACAUCAACUAUAUUUACGUGUGUUUAAACCUUGUUUUAACAACAAAAAUAUCACCAAAAACAAUAAAUUGCCGGUUGUUUAUUACAUUCAUGGAGGAGGCUUUUGCCUUGGGUCUCGAACAUGGCCUAAUUGUCAUAACUAUUGUCUUCGCCUUGCUUCUCAGCUUCAAGCCCUUGUUAUUGCACCUGAUUACAGGUUGGCACCAGAACACAGGCUUCCAGCAGCAAUAGAAGAUGGAAUAAAUGCAGUAAAAUGGUUACAAUCACAGGCAAAGUUAAAACAAAUAGUUAACAUUAACAACCAUUAUAGUAAUCAUCAAAAUCCUUCCAAAUUGUUGCUUCAAGACAAUGCUGUAGACUUCGAAAAGGUUUAUAUUAUAGGUGACUCUUCUGGUGGGAAUAUAGCUCAUCAUUUGGCUGUCUGUUUCGGAUACGGGUCUCCGGAUCUUUCUCCCAUUCGGAUAUGUGGGUAUGUGCUUUUAGGUCCCUUUUUUGGCGGAUCUCUUAGGACCAAAUCUGAAGCUGAAGGUCCUCCUGAACCUAUUCUUACCUUGGACUCUCUUGAUAGGUUUUGGAGAUUAUCUCUACCAAAAGGGGAAGAUAGAGACCAUCCAAUAGCAAACCCGUUUGGACCUUAUAGUCCAAAUUUAGAAAGGGUGUCACUUGAUCGAAUGCUAAUAAUUGUGGGUGAAAAAGAGAUACUGAAAGAUAGAGUUAAGGAGUAUGCAAAGAACAUGAAAGGGCUUGGCAAAGACAUUACUUAUAUUGAAUUUGAAGGUCAAUACCAUGGGUUUUACGCACAUAACCCUUGCUCUAAUGCCUCAAACCAACUUUCCCAACUCAUCAAACAAUUCAUGUCAUGCUAGCAACCUUAAGCAAUUGUUAGUUUCUUUUCUAUGAUAAUUGUCAUUCUUAAUUUUUCAUAUGCUUUGUGAAACAUGAUUAAUGAUUACUCUCUUUGUCUCUUUAAAUUUACAAUUGAAAGGGAUAUUUUCGCUCAUAACAUGUUAAUUAGUUUUAGAAGCAAACUCAAAGAA
This is a messenger RNA of Amaranthus tricolor (Joseph's coat), 1326 nucleotides long. RefSeq names its product probable carboxylesterase 15. Gene Ontology annotation, molecular function: hydrolase activity. Lineage: Eukaryota; Viridiplantae; Streptophyta; Magnoliopsida; Caryophyllales; Amaranthaceae. The record is from RefSeq and is a predicted model, not a curated record. The coding region runs from base 106 to 1155 and encodes 349 amino acids. The transcript has 3 exons.